AUGAAAUCUCACUGGCGUUCGCUCCUCACUGCAGUGCUGCUUGUCACUCUCGUUCCUAACGUCGUUAGAGCGCGGAUACUCAAAGAUCCCACUGAGGUCGUCCGUAACAAGUAUGAUUUCAUCGUUAUUGGAGGUGGUACCGCGGGUCUUGUUAUCGCGAACAGACUUAGUGAGAUACCACAGAAUACUGUUCUUGUCAUCGAGGCCGGUAUUUCAAAUGAAGGGAUUGAAGACGCCAUCGUUCCCUUAUUUGGUCCGGACUUGACGCCGGACAAGGCAUGGGAUUGGAACUACACGGUCACUCCUCAAAGUGCCUUGAACAAUCGCACCUUCCCUUACCCGCGAGGCCGGCUCCUGGGCGGCAGCAGCUCAGUCAACUAUGUCGUCUACAACAAGGGAUCCUCCGACGACUUUGAUCGGUGGGCGAAUGUCACGGGUGAUCAGGGUUGGUCAUGGAAUGCUCUACAGCCUUACAUGAAAAAGAACGAACGGUUGACACCGCCAAGCGAUGGCCACAACACCACCGGACAGUUUAUUCCCGAGGCGCACGGCUUCGAUGGAACUCUUUUGACUAGCUUACCUGGAUUUCCGACACCCAUCGACUCCAGAAUUUUGAAUGCCACGACGCAGGUCCCGGGUUAUCCUUUCAAUGCCGAUAUGAAUCAAGGAAAUGAGCUUGGCAUCGGUUGGGUAUUCAGCUCCAUCGGGAAUUCCAAACGCAGCAGUUCCGCCACGGCAUAUCUAGGGCCGAGCGUGGCUGCGCGGCCAAACCUGGACGUUCUGAUCCAGACUCAAGUGAUCAAGCUGUCGAGUACUGGUAGAAAGGGAGGCAAACCCGUCUUCACCCGCGUAGAAUUCUCUCAGGGGCCACAAGAUCCGACAUUCGCGCUGACAGCACAAAAGGAAGUAAUUCUGUCCGCAGGAUCAAUUGGGACACCUCAGCUUUUACUGCUGUCUGGCAUCGGAGACCCCGCAGAACUUAAACAGUCAGGAAUUAAGGCCCUCGUCGACUUGCCAGACGUGGGAAAGAAUAUGGGAGAUCACGCACUGCUCCCAAAUCAGUUUUAUGUCAAUUCGAACGAGACUUGGGAAGCAAGACGUGAUCCUGUCGUGUUCCAAUCUCAGCUUUCUGAAUACAACCAAACGGGACAAGGCCCGCUCGUCGACACCAUAUGCAACCAUAUCGGAUGGCUUCGCGUUCCCGACGACUCGGGCAUUUGGCAUAACGCGACCGAUACGUCGGCAGGACCAACUGCACCACACUAUGAACUUGUCUUCGCCAAUGGUUUCGUCGGAGUCAUUCAGCCCACUCCGGACACCGGAAGUUUCUUUACUAUAAUCAGUAAUCUAGUAUCGCCUGCAUCGCGUGGCCAGUUGACACUUCGUUCUAGCAGCCCAUGGGAUUACCCCUUGAUUGAUCCUGGCUUCCUUACUGCCCCUAUCGACUUGAUGAUCCUUCGCGAGGCGUACAAAAGUGCUCGCACUUUCAUUGCUGCACCCGCAUUCGACGGCUAUAUCAUAGGGCCGUAUGGAACAGCCGGAGCGAGCUCAGACGACGAGAUUGACGCCUACAUCCGCAACUUUACAACGAGCGUCUGGCAUCCUGUUGGGACUGCUGCAAUGAGUGCUACGUCUUCCAAAAACGGUGUCACGAAGCCCGACUUGUUAGUCAAAGGCGUCUACGGUCUCCGCGUUGUCGAUGCGUCUGUUAUGCGGUGUACAUCAUUGCUGAGCGCGCUGCGGACCUUAUCAAAUCCGCCUGGAGGCAAGGAGGUUCCAAUGUCGAAUCCUCAGGCUAGACGGAAUGAAUGGUACACAGGCACGGGCCUUGAGAAAUACUUGAAUAUCCCCGUUUCUCUCUAUCUUUGUCAUAAUGACAUAUCAUCGCACUUGAUUCCAAAUGAUGAGGCCUGA
This is a messenger RNA of Heterobasidion irregulare TC 32-1, 1914 nucleotides long. It is a transcript of the gene aao5, whose product is annotated as aryl-alcohol oxidase5. The coding region runs from base 1 to 1914 and encodes 637 amino acids. The record is from RefSeq and is a predicted model, not a curated record. NCBI's taxonomy places the organism in Eukaryota, Fungi, Basidiomycota, Agaricomycetes, Russulales, Bondarzewiaceae. Gene Ontology annotation, molecular function: flavin adenine dinucleotide binding; oxidoreductase activity, acting on CH-OH group of donors. The transcript is spliced from 12 exons.